CGAUAAUCGGAGAAAACCUCCAUAGCCGUCGUCACCGCCGUCCUUCUCUUUGACCGACUCUACUAUCUUCCCUUCUCCGGUUCCAAUUACGCGCCCGAUGCGACCGCCUCGACGUUUCCCUCUUCCGUUCAACGAUCAAACUAAAUUGCCUCUUCGAUCACCUAUCAACCGAAGCGAAAUGCAAAAAAUCGACCUUUAGCGUACGACGAUAUCACCUUUCGGGAACCUGCAAUGUUUAAUAAUAAAGUUAAACAGUACUCGAGGAUGUUCUACGUGAUAUGGAGCAGUCACCAAUGAAUCAGUCCGUUUGACGUUUCCAGCGAGAACGAGUUACGAGUAAAGAAUAAGUAAAGUAUUUUACAUUUUUACAAUACCUUUCGCACAACAAAAUGAAUAGACUCUUCGGCCGAGCCAAACCUAAGGAACCCGCACCGAGCAUCACCGACUGCAUCGCUGGGGUUGACAGUAGGGCAGACUCUGCGGAGAAAAAGAUAGCUAAAUUAGAUGCGGAGUUAAAGAAGUAUAAGGAUCAAAUGGUUAAAAUGAGAGAAGGCCCUGCGAAGAACGCGGUGAAGGCUAAAGCCUUACGCGUUUUGAAGCAGCGAAAAAUGUACGAAGCACAAGUAGAUAACUUGCGUCAACAAGCAUUUAAUAUGGAACAAGCUAAUUAUGCUACUCAGACGUUAAAAGAUACUCAGACAACCGUGGUUGCUAUGAAGGAGGGUGUUAAACAGAUGCAGAAAGAAUUUAAGAAUAUUAAUAUAGAUAAGAUAGAGGAUCUUCAAGAUGAUUUGGCCGACAUGCUGGAACAAGCCGACGAAGUCCAAGAAGCGAUGGGUCGCAGUUACGGCAUGCCAGAAAUCGACGAGGAUGAAUUAGCUGCCGAGUUAGAAGCUCUCGGCGAUGAUUUAGCCAUUGACGAAGAUACGAGUUACUUGGAUGAUGCUAUCAAAGCUCCGAACGCCCCUGAUAAAGAACCUGGCGCUAGCUCGGUUAGAAAUAAGGAUGGUGUCUUAGUCGACGAAUUUGGCUUGCCGCAAAUACCAGCUAGUUAAAACAUCCAUGAAGAGAAACGACCGUGUUUGUGGAUAUAUAAAUACCCAAAGAAGUUCGGUCCACGAGACUUUGCAAAGCUUUUCGAAAUGCUAUGUUCGUAGAUACUUUUCGAAGCAACCAACAAAAUUUUUCAAACCAGUCAUAUAUUUAUGCAAAUUGCGGGUCUCUCAAUGGCUAAUGCAAUAAUUCAUUGUUGCCGAUAGAUGUACUAUUUUUAUUCCGUUUUGUUUAAGUUGUUAAUGUAUAUAUCGGAUUAAUAAAUAAAUUUGUAUAAUUUAGAGUUUACUAACAAUCGCGAGGUUAAAUAAUUUGUAAUCGUGAGAUUUUCGGUCCUAUCUGAUUCUGCAAUUCUGUAUAUUGAGCAAUUAAGUUUAACACGAUCUCUUGGCUAUCGACAAAAUGUGCUUCUUCGAAACCACGUACUUGCGUGUAGUGAUAUACGUGUGCCUGCAAAAUAAUCAUACCGUUCAAAUAAAUAUUAUGAUAUACAUAUUUACACGCAA
This is a messenger RNA of Megachile rotundata (alfalfa leafcutting bee), 1559 nucleotides long. RefSeq names its product vacuolar protein sorting 60 (gene Vps60). The record is from RefSeq and is a predicted model, not a curated record. Lineage: Eukaryota; Metazoa; Arthropoda; Insecta; Hymenoptera; Megachilidae. Gene Ontology annotation, biological process: late endosome to vacuole transport via multivesicular body sorting pathway; vesicle budding from membrane. Gene Ontology annotation, cellular component: multivesicular body.